This is a messenger RNA of Helianthus annuus (common sunflower), 3126 nucleotides long. RefSeq lists its product as uncharacterized. Lineage: Eukaryota; Viridiplantae; Streptophyta; Magnoliopsida; Asterales; Asteraceae. The transcript is spliced from 7 exons. Gene Ontology annotation, biological process: DNA repair; telomere maintenance. The record is from RefSeq and is a predicted model, not a curated record. Bases 1 to 3126 code for a protein of 1041 amino acids. Gene Ontology annotation, molecular function: DNA helicase activity.
AUGGCCCUAUUUCAUUUUGGCUUACCAGACAUUGCACCCCUUAUACCUGACACAGUACCUGCACCUAGUGAUUCUUCUUUCGUUAAGACGUUUACUGCUGCACCUUCAACCGCUGAUGUUGCUCUCAUGAAGACCGAGGUCCAUUGCGCCAACAUGCCUAUCGCUUUCCUUCAAGGCAUACCCGCACCCCGUGAAGGAAAAGAAAAUUCCUACCCUGGUGAAAGGUCUAACUUUGAUGAUUCCAAUCCGGAGGAUUGUUUACCAUCUUCUAUCGUAAAAAAGAUUUACGGAAUUGCAAGAGAAUACGUUGAUCAUGGAGAUGCUAUUUUUGUAUGUUCUUACUGUCAUGCAAUGCUUUGGAAAGAUGAAAUGCUUAGGGGUAAUUUAGAUUCUAAGAAAUCGUCUUUUUCUCUUUGUUGUUCGAACGGAGACGUUGAAUUGCCUUCCUCACCUUCUCCUCCUCCACUUCUCGAAAGAUUUUAUAAAAGAGUUACUCCUGAAAGCCGCAAUUUCAUGAAUAAUAUUCGAACAUAUAACAUGAUGUUUUCCUUCACAUCCCUUGGUGGCAAGGUUUCUAAAACUUUUCAAAAAACCAAAGGUCCUUAUGUUUUUGGACUGCAAGGACAAAAUUACCAUCGCAUUGGUAGCCUGUUACCGAAUGAUGGUGAAGAGCCCAAAUUUUCACAGCUUUAUAUUUAUGAUUCCCAAAACGAGGAUUUUAACAGUCAAAAGGCUGUAAGAUGUUUAAAAGACAAACGGUUGAACCCUCAAGAUAGACCAGAUAUUAUCUCACGGUUAUUCAAAAUUAAAAUCAAUCAUCUAAUUCAAGAUUUCAAGAAACAUAAAUUCUUUGGUGGGAUACAAGCAAUUAUUUAUACAAUCGAAUUUCAGAAACGUGGUCUACCUCAUGCUCAUAUAUGUUUGUUCUUAAGUGCCGAGAGCAAGUUUCCAAUGACUAAAGAAAUCGAUUCGGUUAUUAGUGCUGAAAUACCUGACAAAGAGAUGGAUGCUGAACUGUAUGAACUUGUCAAACAAUUUAUGAUCCAUGGUCCUUGUGGUACAGACAAUCCUCAUUGUCCAUGCAUGGUUAAUUUAAAAUGUUCGAAAAAGUUUCUGAAAAAAUAUGUAGAUGAGACUUGUGUUGAUUCUGAAGGAUAUCCUGUCUACCGACGUCGUCAAUCAUGCAACACAAUAGAAAAACAUGGCGUGUUGCUUGACAAUAGGUUUGUAGUUCCAUACAAUGCUAUGCUACUAAAAAAGUAUCAGUGCCACAUAAAUGUUGAGUGGUGUAACCAAACAGGAUCCAUCAAAUAUCUCUUCAAAUACAUUAAUAAGGGUCCGGAUAGAGUGACAGCUUCUGUUUACGAAAGUACCACCACUGCUAAUGUGAACCAUCAAAACGAGGAAAUGACAAAUAAUGAAAAUCUCUCAAACGAAACAGAAGUAAAUGAAGGUAAAGCAUAUCUUGAUUGUAGAUAUAUUUCAGCGUGUGAAGCUGCUUGGAGAAUCUUGAAGUUUGACAUACACUAUCGAUUUCCAUCUGUUGAAAUAUUACCUUUUCACUGUGAAGAUGGUCAGGCUAUUGUUUAUGACGAUAAUUCAAACUUGUGUGACGUGGUCAGUAACCCAACUGUGAAAAUGUCUAUGUUCACAGAAUGGAUGAAAUGUAAUCAAACAGAUGCAUUUGCUAGAACUUUGAAGCAUAUAGAGUUCCCCAGAUACUUUGUAUGGAUAUGCAAAACACGAAAGUGGGUACGUAGAAAAAAACCUUUUGGUGCAGUUGGUAUGAUACAUUAUGUACCUCCAUCACUUGGUGAUUGUUAUUUCUUGAGAAUUUUAUUGAAUCACGUUAUAGGACCAAUGAGUUUCAAUGAUAUAAAAACAGUUGAUGGAAAAAUAUAUCAUACCUUUAAAGAUGCAUGUUUCGCUCACCGUCUGUUGGACGAUGAUAAGGAGUAUUUAAUGGCCAUUAAUGAAGCAAGUACAUGGGCUACUUCUGAUUUCUUGCGUACAUUUUUUGUAAUGUUGUUGAUGUCAAACUCCAUUUCUAGGUCGGGUAAUUUCUGGAUGGAAUCAAAAUCUCUAUUGUGUGAAGAUAUAUUAUAUCAGCAACGGAGGAUUACUGGUAUUGCUGAUUUGGUUCUUCCAGGGGAAGAGAUUGAAAACAUUUUCUUAUCACAUAUCGAAAAACUGUUACUUGGUUAUGGAAGUACGUUAAGCAACUUUUUUGACAUGCCAAAUGAACUUUCGUAUGAUCGGGCUAUCUUAAAAAAGGAACUUGCAGCUUCCUUAAAAUCUUUAACUGAUGAACAGCGAAAAGUGUAUGAAACCGUCAUGAAUGCAGUUGUUAAAGGAAGUGGAGGUGUUUUCUUUCUAUAUGGUUACGGUGGAACUGGUAAAACAUUUCCGUGGAAAACAUUUGCAGUCGCGUUACGUUCCAAUGGUGAAGUUGUGUUGAAUGUUGCAUCCAGUGGUAUUGCAUCACUUCUAUUAGAUGGUGGUAGAACGGCUCAUUCUAGGUUUGUAAUUCCGAUAAAUGUUAAUGAGGAUUCUAUAUGCUCUAUAGAACCAAACAGUGAGCUAGGAGGCUUAAUAAAAGAAACUAAGAUGAUAAUCUGGGAUGAAGCGCCAAUGACACAUAAGCAUUGUUUUGAAGCUCUGGAUAGAACAAUGAGAGAUAUAGCCCAUUCCAGUAAUCCGUCCUUGCAGAACAAACCUUUUGGUGGAAAGAUUGUGCUUUUUGGCGGUGACUUUAGACAAAUCCUUCCGGUCAUUCCAAAAGGUACCAGAAGCAUGAUUGUAAAUUCUUCAUUGAAUUCUUCUUAUAUAUGGCAGGAUUGUCAGUUACUCAAGUUAAUUGAAAACAUGAGGUUAAAAAUGGGUACCAAACCAAGUAAUUUUAACGAGACCAAGGAAUUUGCUGAAUGGAUUAUAAAGCUUGGUGAUGGUCUACUUGGUGGUCCAAAUGAUGGAGAAGUGGAAAUUGAAAUUCCAGAUGAUUUACUUAUACUCGAUGCAGUUAAUCCUAUAUCUUCAUUGAUCGCUUUCACAUAUCCGGAUAUGCAAAAAUUUUUUAUGCGAUUCAAAUUACUUCCAACAAAGAGCCAUUCUUGCACCCACAAAUAA